AGGCUGUAUUCUCUAGACGAUAUAUCCUGCCUGGUGUAUAUCAAAGUUCCACAUGGCUGCUACCUACACUAUAUCCUCUUUACGGCCACCAGCUGUUGCUUCCAUUCCGUGUAACACAAUGUCAGGUCUUGUUUACCAAAAUACAUGAAUUUGAUGAAAUUUGUCCUGUUAGAUUAGGUGCUGUAUCUGAAGUGUCUCCUGCCUUGCAGCUGUUUGGUAGAUGUGGUAUUUCAGCACCAUAACACGAGUCAUUUGCAUGUAAUGUCGUGAUGAAAAAACACCUAAUUGCAUUGUGGCCUAUAUCCAACCUGUAAUUCCAGGCGUCCAUGGAUUUGAUAACCAUAAUGAGAGAUUGUGGCAGAGUUACUGAAGCAGAGCCGCACGGCAGUGCGCUGGCCGCGUCGUCAUACAGCCUUAUUAACACAUAGCGCAUUUCCUGGGUCGAUCAGUGAGUUUUAUAUUACUCAUGUGCUUUAUUAAAUAGGAUUCUGUAACAUUGACAGAGAGGAGACACUUGAAUAUCGGAGUCUGGUGAUUGACAUUUUGUCUGGAUUCUCGGCAGUAGUGCUGUGUAAAUAUUGGUGAAGUGAUGCACUCUUGGUAAGCUGUGAGGACGUCUCUAGAGGAAGAACGGCAUAAAAUCAUGCUCUUUGCAGAACUUAUGCCAACCCGCGGCUACAUUGCCGGCAAGCCGGUGUCGAGAUGGGACGCGGAGUCCGACAACAUCGACAUCGAGUACAAGAACCUGGACCGGCCCCGCCCACAAGCGUGGUGCGGAGACUGCUUCAGUGGGAGGAAGGGGACAAUCCUCAAGGUCCUCCUCCUCAUCGUCAUCUUCUUCGUGGGCCUCAUUCUCGGAUACAUCAUCAGGCGCAACAUCCACGAGACUUUCAUAGAACCUGAGCAGAAGCCUAACUUUGGAGUCCAGCAGGACUACAGCGCUGAAAUCAGCAAGGUGAUGCGAGACAGCAUCAACAAUGUGGCCAACUACCAGGACCACAUCAAAACCAUCACCAGAAAGAUUCUGCUGUCAGGCCUCGGCGGAACCAACCAGAUGAUCGACUAUGUCGACUCUUUCUGGAAGUCUUACUACUUCAACUCCCUCAGAGAGAAGAAAUAUUCUGUCCAACUCUCCUAUCCACAAUAUGAGAAGGAUACAGUGAGUGAGCUGCGUGUCGUGGACAGCAACAACACGGUGUACUUCCACUACCACAACAACAUGACCAACGAGAGAGUCGAGUACUUGCCAUUCAAUGCCUAUGCAAAGUCAGGGAACAUAACAAGCGACCUUGUGUACGCUCACUAUGGCCGCAGAGAAGAUUUUCAGAAAUUAAGGGAUCUGAAGGUCAAUAUAACUGGUUGUAUUCUUCUCAUCCGCUACGGGAGAAUUCACCCUGCAAACAAGGUGAAGCACGCGGAGGAGAACGGUGCAAGUGGGGUGGUGUUCUACAGUGACCCCCAGGACUUCUCAGACCCCCACGCUGAAGUGGGCAGCUUCUACUAUCUCCGGAGCUGGGCCAUCCAGUUGGCACAGGUCCGCUACGCCCUGACCGGUGACCCAACAACGCCACAGUACUCAUCCAUGGAUGGAGUUCCCCGCGUCACCAACAGCACCGCCAAGUUCCCUGACAUCCCUGUGCUGCCCAUCAGCUAUGCAGAUGCCGAGGACUUGCUGAAGGAUCUUGGUGGAGUGGCGGUACCAAACGAGUGGAGUGGUGACAUGAGUGUUACCUACAUGACUGGCCCAGGCUACAUCGGAACCAGGCAGGAGAGUAAGGUGAACUUGAUCGUCAACAACGUCCUGGACAUGAGGGAAGUCACCAACAUCAUCGGGACGUUCAAGGGCAAGUAUGAGGAAGAUCACUACAUCCUGGUGGGAGCUCACAUCGACACAUGGACAAUGGGGGCCGUGGAUGCAGGCUCCGGGUUCGCAGUGCUCAUGGAGCUGGUCAGAGUGUACUCGUUCCAGGUCAAAAACGGCUGGCAGCCCAGGAGAAGUGUUAUCUUUGCUGUCUGGGAUGCCUCCAAAUAUGGUCAUAUAGGUGCAUAUGAGUGGGUGCAGGAAUACGAGAAGCAGCUAGGAUAUGGCGCCGUCACCUACAUCAACCUGGACUCUGCUGUACGAGGCAACUACAGCUUCUAUGCUGAGGCAAGCCCACUGCUGUAUGACGUCAUCUACGAUGCCACGAUGACCGUAUCACUGGACGGAACACCUGUCUACAAUUCCUGGAAGACCCUACUGCCGGGCAUCAAGGACAAGAAUAGGCCACUUAUUAAUGACCUCGUCGGAGACAGUGAUGCAUCACCCUUUGCAUACCACGUUGGCGUGCCCAGCAUAGCUCCGGCAUUUACCUAUAACAUUAAGACACACCCAAACCUGCCAACGUAUCCAGCCUACAGCACCCUGGAGGAUGACAGCGAGUACCUGCAGACUCUCAUCGACCCUGACUUUAAGCUGCACAUCACGCUGACACAGAUCGUGACUGACCUACUUCUGAGGCUGUCCGACAGCGCCAUCCUGCCCUUCAACGUCAGCAACUACGCGCUCAUAUUCAGGAAGGGCAAAAUGGAGCUUGAUAAGUACCUGGUAGACAUCCAUGAUGCCAGGAUUAAAAUCGACAUGCUCUAUGCUGGAAUUCAAAACUUCACAGAUUCUGCAAACAUUUUCCAUAAACGUUUUACAUCGGUUGAUAAAACAAAAAUAACGGAAUUUGCUUUGCACAAGAUGAAUGAUCAAGUUAUACAACUGUCCCGCGCCUUUAUAUCCCAGCAGGGCUUUCCAGGGCAUCCACAAUACAGGAACGUGUUAGUGUCCCCUCACCCCGAGAACCUGAACGAUGAGACCGUCUUCCCUGGUUUGAUCUGGGGAGCCAUUGAGGGUAAAAGGUCCGGCAACUGGGACAUGUUCCGACACCAACUGUCAGUGCUACUGGUGUGUUUGAGACAAGCGAGAGACAUUUUGACAGAAGAUAUAAUUUCCGCCACGUUGUGAGAGCUCCAUGAAGGGAGAUAACUUGUGACUAUGCAGGGGAGGGUGGUGUAUCUUGCCAUAGACGCUAGCUGUAUAUAUACCAUAACAUUCCCUGUACGGUGUGAUGUAGUCCUAGACAGGCAGCUUCUUAUUGGAUUAUAUCACAGGUGGCAUUGGAUAUCUACAGUUUGGGCAUGUGCAUGUCAGUGGUGAGCCCUAAUCAAGGAUAUAUUUCACCAAUCAAUGGAAAGGAUUCGGAAGUAAGUGAUCCUGGACUGUAAAAACAAGAGUACCAAGAGUAUGAUAUAUAGAUAUUGACAUUCCCUGAUUAAAGUGAGAUAUCCAUGAUUUGGGGCCUGUGAUACUUCAUUAUGGCCCUUACUAUGGACUGUGUUUCUGUGGAGGGUUGUCCUGGGAGAUGGUCCUGAUUCCACAUUGCAAGCGUUGGUGUUGGCUCUAUAAACAAGGACUUUCAGCAGCAAUGUUUCAGUAUCCUGUAGCUUACAUCGGGUGUUAAAUAUACAUGUACUGGGCUGGUGACUCCUACAGAUGGUCCCUUGUAAAGGACAUUGUAUCUAUUCAUUAUUUCCCAACAAUGGUUCGGCAACAGUGGACAGAAGAUGAGCAGAGGCUGUUUUCAGGGAUUUCAGGAGACAGUAGAAAUGACAAUGUCCAGAGCUUUGGAGAUGUUUGUCAAGGUCGAAUAAGCAGCUACACAAUUUCCAGGCGUCACUGGAUGUUCAAUGUGAUUGACAUUUGUGAUUCUGUUGGUGCUGAUUGGAAGAAGUAACAUCUAUCAAUUUGGAUAUAAAUACUGACCAAGAUAAUCCCCGAUCCCACAACCUCAUGCCAAGAUGUGUGAUGUCAACAUUACCUUAACUGUAUCAGAUGUGUGAUGUCAAUAUUACUUGAGCUGUUUCAGAUGUGUGAUGUCGACAUCACUUGAGCUGUAUCAGAUGUGUGAUGUCGACAUCACUUGAGCUGUAUCAGAUGUGUGAUGUCAACAUCACUUGAGCUGUAUCAGAUGUGUGAUAUCAACAUUACUUGAGCUGUGUCAGAUUGUUAUAUCAACAUCACUUGAGCUGUAUCAGAUGUGUGAUGUCGACAUCACGUAAGUACUAAUUGAUCUUAAAGUCAAAAGCAUCCCUAUCCGAGCACAUAGUGUGAUAGCAAGGUGGACACCAAGCUGUGCUGAUAUUGUUGGGAAGAACGCAUUUCUGUAGAUACAUCAUGAAGUCAUUAUUUAGACUUUGAAAUCAUGUAAAUACUGAUCUGAUAUUUAUAUGCGUUUUUGUGAUAUCAAUGUACCUUUAACUGUCCUUUGCAUACCAUGUUUUUAAGGAAACUGUCAGAAUGUUUGUACUUUUCUUUUGUUCGUCGUCAAGUUUUUUGAAUCAAGCCUCCCAAAAUCCCCCUGACUUCCUGUAGCAUCUUCCAUAGAACGUUUGUAGCCAUGACAGGAAGGAAUGCUGUGUUCUACUGCUGUGUUCCUGGAGUGAUCUGUCAGAUGGAAGCUGUUCAUAUGUUUACUUCUUGCUCAUUGCACUUGAAGCCAGAAAAGCUCUCAGCCAAAAUUUUACCAAAGAAUGAAACCUUCCAGAUUUAGAUGUUUGUAUUUGUUGUCCAUAAGGCCUUCGGAACUGUUUUUAUGUACAGAUUGUUGACUCUAUUGUUGCUCAUCGAUGUCAUGAAGUCCUCUGAAAGGCCCUGGUAAUGUAGUCAUUGAAGUGUUGGAUCCUCAGGGUAAAGAACAGGGUUCUCUGUGUAAGUGUUGGAUCCUCAGGCUAAAGAACAGGGUUCACUGUGUAAGUGUUGGAUCCUCGGGCUAAAGAACAGGGUUCAAUGUGUAAGUGUUGGAUCCUCGGGCUAAAGAACAGGGUUCACUGUGUAAGUGUUGGAUCCUCGGGCUAAAGAACAGGGUUCAAUGUGUAAGUGUUGGAUCCUCAGGCUAAAGAACAGGGUUCACUGUGUAGAGCUCAUUCCUGGUGUCAUCUGCCAUGAUGGAUAUUGCUGACAAAGCAGUGGAAAAGUCACUCAGUAAAAAUGCCAAGGAAUAAAGAUGACAUUACCAGAUGCGAGAAGACACUUCAUUUGUCACUGUCAUCAUAUUACUGAAUUCAAACUAUAAGAAAUUUCUUUCUUCGGUGUCUUGUGUUGAUUCAGAAGUAGAAAGUAUUUGGAUUAUGUAUCCUGCAGCCAAAUGUUUCCAAUACUGAGUUCUGCAUCAUCCGCUUGCAUCUGCUACCUAUGUUCAGUAAUGGAAAAUUCUCACAAGGCGUUUUCUGUUUCAUAAUCUGUGAAGUGGUUCAUGAAAAAAAGAAGCUGGAAGGAAACAUUUAAAGUAAAAUAUUAAAGAACCUCUUGAGAACCUUGGCUUCAUGUGUACCCGGGAGCCUCUUUCAAGUACUAGUGGCCAGUACCUCAUCACUGACUAUAGGUAGUAGUUGGGCCGAUGUUAUGUCACUGGUACUGGUGUUCAGGUCCAGUGAAGACUGCACCAGAAACUGGGGUCUCUUGAAGAUGUGUGUAGAACCAAAGACAAGAAAGUCGCACAUCAAAAUGUCUUUCCUUUGAACAUGUAGCAGCAGAAUUAGACAUUCCUGAACAGUGCAAGAUCACAUGAGUACAACUCGGAAAUGACAUAUCUGCUUGUGACAAAAUCUUUUAAGAUCUCUCGAGGUUCAUUUCCAACACCACUGUACAUCAGCAUUGUGAACCAAUUCCAAGAUGAGAUUUUUUGAAAGAAUGCCUGCUAUAUUACAAUCUGCUAAAUGAGAACUUACUUUUUCCCACUUUUAUGUCAUUCAUAAAUUUGAACCUGGUGGUGUCUGUCGAUAUUGUGUCUGUGAAUAAGAUCUGUCCAUGUCCAUGAAUUUCAACAUAAUCAAUCACGUCACAUAAUCUUGCUUCUUAGCAGGUUGACCUGAACACUGACUACUGACAUCGGAGUAUCAAACAAAGAAGGAAGAAUAUUGUCACAUUUUAUCAAAUAAAUGUAAAAAAAUGAUUGAAAAAAAAAAAAAAAAAAAAAAAGAAUAUUAAAAGAUGUCAUAAUAAAGAUACCAUGUCCAGAUCAAUGUUCGUUCAAAUUACGUUUUCAGCUCCUUGGGGAGUAUAAACCCAGGCUGCCUGAUAGACAUAGAUAUUCUGAUCCUGCUCUCUAAGAGUUUGUAAGUGAAAGGAAACCUGAAGUCAGUUAUAUGAGUACCUCUUAACACGACCUGCAUUGGUUCAUGUACAUCCAGGGUGCACAGGUGGUCCAGUCAUCUAAGGCGCCGCGAUUCGCUGUGCAGAGGGACGCCAGAAACCUAUGAUUGUGGGUUCGAAUCCUGGUUCGCCUCGAUUAUGUUUCUAGGUUUGUCACCACCAUACUCGUGCUCGUGGGUUUCUCCGAAGUGGUAAACGUCUAUAUAACUGCGGUAUAACUGGAAUACUGUUAAAAGCGACGUUAAACCCAACUCACUCAGUCAGUCAUUCAUGUACACUCAUGUAUUCCAUUCCAGUCUGUUGGCUGCAAUACAAGAAUGUCAUCGAAGUCAUCGGUUUCUUUAGUUUCACUGGUAACAUUACAACCUUAACAUGUACACAAUAUAUGGGAAAUAAUAAUAAAGUGGAGAUAUGGAGUAAUGAUGAAUAUAUGCUGUGUAGAUAUUGACUGUAUCAUCCCAGAUCUGAUAUAUUCAAUUGUGAUUGGUUGUUUUUAAUUCCACCAUUUAUCAUGUUCGUUGGCAUUGUUUUCACAUAGAAAUCCAGAACUUGUUCCCGACGCUGUCAUCAUGCAUAAUUGUUUACACUAAUUUUAUCAUGCUCUCUCAUAGAAGAGCUUAUUUGUUAUUCUGUUGGAUUUUAAUUUAUAAUUUCAGCAUGCACUAAUCACAUCAUGACGAUGACAUCAACCAUAACAAAGUGGGAUAGAUGACUUUUCUUUACCAUGACAUUCUAUUUCCCAAUUUCAGCAUAAUAAAGCGAUGUCACAAGAUGAUUUUUCAUGAUGUACAUUCAACAUCUGUAACAAAGAGGUUCUUUCAUGAGACCAUCACAGGUGUCUCCUGUAACAGGACGUUGCUCUGGUGUCUGCAUGACGAGGGGCAUGUUCUUAGAGGGAUGGUUCUCACGACGUGAGACACGGCGUCAUGACAAGAAAGAUCGCACUCAUGUCUCCUGUAACAGGACGUUGCUCUGGUGUCUGCAUGACGUGGGGCAUGUUCUUAGAGUGAUGGUUCUCACGACGUGAGACACGGCGUCAUGACAAGAAAGACCGCACUCAUGUCUCCUGUAACAGGACCUCCUUUUGUCAUCUGUAUAAUGUGGAUUGUGAUCUCGUAUUGAUAUGAUGCUUCAUCACUCAUUCAACAUAAUUGGGAUCAGCAAUCAUUCUGUCACGUUUGCUGUUAUCAAGAAACCUACAGGUGUAUAUGUUUCUUGCUGUAACCAAGUUCUUCCAACUUUUGUACAAGUCAAGGUGAUUGGUCAAGUACAUUUUUUUUAUAUUCAUGUAAAGUUAGCUUUUUUGUAAAAAAUAUUUUGGUUACGUUUAAGCAUUUAUUUGUGGAUAAGGAUAUUUCUCCUGUGUAAAGUAUUAAGAACUUUUGAUAAUAUCUGCUCACAUGUGUUAAAUUUGUAUAGAAAUGUUGACUUUUUGUACAAUUCAUCUCAUUUUGGAUUAUUCUGCAAACAGGUAUCAAGUGCCAUUCAUGUUUUCAAAACAUUACUAUACACCCAAAUAAGGCUUGAUCUGAUUAUUGAUCAGACACUUGAUGUAAAGUAAACUGUACAUCAAAUAAGGCUUGAUCUGAUUAUUGAUCAGACACUUGAUGUAAAGUAAACUGUACACCAAAUAAGGCUUGAUCUGAUUAUUGAUCAGACACUUGAUGUAAAGUAAACUGUACACCAAAUAAGGCUUGAUCUGAUUAUUGAUCAGACACUUGAUGUAAAGUAAACUGUACACCAAAUAAGGCUUGAUCUGAUUAUUGAUCAGACACUUGAUGUAAAGUGAACUGUACACCAAAUAAGGCUUGAUCUGAUUAUUGAUCAGACACUUGAUGUGAAGUGAACUGUACACCAAAUAAGGCUUGAUCUGAUUAUUGAUCAGACACUUGAUGUAAAGUGAACUGUACACCAAAUAAGGCUUGAUCUGAUUCUUGAUCAGACACUUGAUGUGAAGUGAACUGUACACCAAAUAAGGCUUGAUCUGAUUAUUGAUCAGACACUUGAUGUAAAGUUAACUGUACACCAAAUAAGGCUUGAUCUGAUUAUUGAUCAGACACUUGAUGUAAAGUGAACUGUACACCAAAUAAGGCUUGAUCUGAUUAUUGAUCAGACACUUGAUGUAAAGUGAACUGUACACCAAAUAAGGCUUGAUCUGAUUAUUGAUCAGACACUUGAUGUAAAGUUAACUGUACACCAAAUAAGGCUUGAUCUGAUUAUUGAUCAGUCACUUGAUGUAAAGUUAACUAUAUACCCAAAUGUGGCUAUAUUUGAUAAGUGAUCAGAUACAAUGGAUAGAGAAGUUGAGAGACUUGUAUAUGAUACAAAUGUAUCACAUGUCUGCGAUACAGUUCUUGAUCCUUUUAUGUUUAGCAAAUGUGAUGAGAUCUCCCCUCCUGUUUACGUUUUUAGUAAUCAUGUUUAUCUGCCUUCCUUUACUAUUGUUGUGGUACUGCCUUUGUGUUUUGUUAGCUUUCAGAUGGCUUUUGAAAAUAAUAUUUCUUGCUUUUUUAUAUGAACAAAUUGUGAAUAAAUAUUCUGGUUAGAAA
Molecule: messenger RNA, 8727 nt
Organism: Haliotis rufescens (red abalone)
Lineage: Eukaryota; Metazoa; Mollusca; Gastropoda; Lepetellida; Haliotidae
Product: putative N-acetylated-alpha-linked acidic dipeptidase
Exons: 19
Coding region: 644-2992 (782 amino acids)
Molecular function (GO): carboxypeptidase activity
Source: RefSeq, a predicted model, not a curated record